Messenger RNA from Ictalurus punctatus (channel catfish), 3700 nucleotides. RefSeq names its product zinc finger and BTB domain containing 16b (gene zbtb16b). Gene Ontology annotation, cellular component: nucleus. The coding region runs from base 179 to 2143 and encodes 654 amino acids. Gene Ontology annotation, molecular function: DNA-binding transcription factor activity, RNA polymerase II-specific; protein binding; RNA polymerase II cis-regulatory region sequence-specific DNA binding. The record is from RefSeq and is a predicted model, not a curated record. The transcript is spliced from 7 exons. Gene Ontology annotation, biological process: regulation of transcription by RNA polymerase II. NCBI's taxonomy places the organism in Eukaryota, Metazoa, Chordata, Actinopteri, Siluriformes, Ictaluridae.
GGUUGGCUGGCCGAGAACUGACUCUGUGCGCGUGAAGCGGGUUCUGUGAAUCUAGCUGGCUCGCGCGCUGAGCUCAUAACGCCUUAAUAAACAGCUGUUGAAUCACGCGCGGACAUCGGGAUUAGAAGACGUAAGAAGCAAGAGGACAAAGCUGUGACAUGGUUUGGUUAAUGCUGCUAUGAUGGAUUUGACUAAAAUGGGUGUGAUCCAUCUCCAAAACCCUGGGCACCCCACAACUCUCCUGCAGAAGGCUAACCAGAUGCGUCUGUCGGGGACAUUGUGUGAUGUAGUCAUUAUGGUGGACAACCAGGAGUUCCAUGCCCACAGAACUGUGCUGGCAUGUGUCAGCAAGAUGUUUGAGAUUCUGUUCCAUCGAAACAGCCAACACUACACUCUGGAUUUCCUCUCACCAAAGACCUUCCAGCAGAUCCUGGAAUAUGCCUAUACUGCCACACUCCAGGCUAAACUUGAAGAUUUAGAUGACCUACUAUAUGCUGCAGAGAUUCUGGAGAUUGAGUACUUAGAGGAGCAGUGUCUGAAGAUCUUGGAGACCAUUCAGUCUUCUGAAGAGAACGACAUGGACAUAAACACGAACGAGAAUGGCACAGAAGAUGAUGAUGAGCGUCGGAUGAAAUAUUUAAAGAGCACUUUCAUCUCCAAAAAACAUUCCAUACAGGAGGGCAACUACAGCUCUGCUGGCCGCCAUCGACUGGGCCCGGGCAACAUGGUUGACAAGAAGCCGCUAGUGUCAGCACCAGUGGGCCUUAAUACCAUCAGCCCCACAAGGGCUGCUGUAGAGAGUCUGAUGAGCAUUGGCCAGUCUCUCCUGACAGGGACUGUGCAACAAGGUUUCACUUUCCCCCAAGAAAACUCUUCUCCAUUGCUGGAAAAGAUUAAGACUGAAAGGAUGCAUGUAGAUGAGGAGGGUGCCCACGAGGGUAGCUCUUCCAGAAAUGGUGAUGGGAUCAGUGAGUCCAAACAGCAUAGAGGCACUCCGGGAACCCCCACAAGAGGCACCGUCAUCACUAGUGCUCGGGAGCUCCAUUCCAGUGACGGUGUUCCUGAAUCAUAUGGAGAUACCAGCCAAGUGGGACCAGCAAAUGUUGCCAGUCUGGCUGAGAGACAUUUUGCAGCAUUGUACAACCAUAAGAAUGAAAGCAUGCUGCCCAUAUCUGUAUCUAUGGCUUCAUCUCUGCACAUGCCACCCACCCUUGCUAUGUCUGCAGACUUUGGCACCUAUGGUGGGCUCUUCCACCAGAGCUUCAUUCAGCGGGAGUUUUUCAGCAAACUGAGCAAUUGCACAGCAGGUGCAAAGCAUGAGGGCCAGAGGGAACGCUGCAGUGUGUGUGACAUGGAGAUGCUGGACAAUGAGACUGCAGAGCAACACAGGAAACUGCAUAGUGACAUGAAAACCUUUGGCUGUGAGUUCUGUGGAAAACACUUUUUGGAUAGCUUACGGUUGAGGAUGCACAUGCUGUCACACUCAGAUGGACCAAAAGCACUGGUGUGUGAUCAGUGUGGAGCUCAGUUCUCUAAAGAAGAUGCCUUGGAGACCCAUCGACAGACACACACAGGCUCAGACAUGGCUGUGUUUUGUCUGCUGUGUGGGAAACGCUUCCAGACUCAGAAGGCACUGCAAGGCCACAUGGAGGUCCAUGCUGGUGUGCGCAGCUACAUCUGCAGCGAGUGUGAUCGAACUUUCCCCAGCCACACGGCUCUUAAACGUCACCUUCGCUCCCACACAGGUGACCACCCAUAUGAGUGCGAGUUCUGUGGCAGCUGCUUUCGGGAUGAGAGCACUCUGAAGGGCCACAAGCGCAUCCACACUGGAGAGAAACCCUACGAAUGCAACAGCUGUGGCAAAAAGUUCAGUCUUAAACAUCAGCUGGAGACACACUACCGCGUACACACAGGUGAGAAGCCAUUUGAGUGUAAGCUGUGCCACCAACGCUCGCGUGACUACUCAGCCAUGAUCAAACACCUACGCACCCACAAUGGAGCUUCGCCCUACCAGUGUACCAUCUGCCAGGAGUAUUGCCCCAGCCUCUCGGCCAUGCAGAAACACAUGAAAAGCCACAAGCCUGAGGAUGUUCCCCCAGACUGGAGGAUUGAGAAGACCUAUCUGUACCUAUGCUAUGUGUAAGAAAGCUGAAGAAAGGAAAGAAGAAAGAAGAAACUGGAGGCUCAUUCACUCGUUUUGCUCUAAGUCUGGGCCAAAGAAGGAAAGGAAAAGUGAUCAAAGCUGUUGUAUAGAAUUUUCUUUCUAUUUUCCAGCAAUUUUCAUGACAUUACAGUGUGCUUGCUUUGGUAAAUAGAACGUAUUGUUAAAAUUACUUUUGAGAAAAGUAGAAGAACCCAAUUAAAUGGAUAAAAUAUUUCAUAGUAUUCUAGCCCAGCACGCUUCUCCCUAACAAAAUCCAAGAUUGCAAUUUGCUUCAUUCCACCUGUUACACUGAAAAUCUUCAGCCUUUUAGCACUGUAUUUUAUUCUUAUUAGUAAUAACAUCCUUUUUUUAUUCACAGCACCCAUAAAUGUUAAAUAUUUAUCCAAACCAUAAAAUAUAUAAAAAAUGAUAAAAAUGAGCAAAGGUAGAGGCCACGUAUACAGAAAAAGCAGCUAAUAAAAAAAAUUCAAAAUAUAAUCAAAAUGACAUCUGUUCAGCAGUACAGGCCCAUCACACAGCUCAUUUUGAGUGUCAGAAGCACUCAGUGGUGGACAUUUGAUCAUAGGUAAAUUCAACUUAUGCUAUAUUAUGAUUACAAAAUAUUAAGGAUGUUCAGGGACGUGUUCAUAGAGUAUCUCCACUGUGCACUUUCACAACCAAGUUGAUGUCAUAACUACGAUGUACAGCAUAGUCAUGAAUACAGACAUGGGAUUUGGUUUGCUUUUCAUUAGCUGCCCACCAUUCUCUUACCAUUAAAACUAGUGUAGCAGGUCUAAUUUUAGUAUUUUCAAGUGCAUAUGUUGUGUUGUGAUAAAGUGAUGCAGUAUUAAUGGAUUAAGACUCACAUUUAGGGCUCCUCACAUUACAAUUUUUUUGUGUGUUUUUGUCAUAUUUAGAUACUUGGACUGCUGUACAUUGCAGUGGGGUGUCAUGUUCAGGCAUCUUAACAUACAGCAGACUGAAUAAAAAUGAGAUCUUUUAAAUACAUAUAAAAUGUAAAGAUCAAAGUAAAUUAACUAGAAGAGAUUAAAGAAGAAUAUGCAGUAAUCAGUGCUACAAAUGUUAACUUUUCAUGGCUUAUUUUUUACUUUUUUCAAAAGGUUACUUGAAUUACUUGUUUUGUGCUUGAUUUAUUUUUAUAUUAUACCACAGCACUGGUGCAUGCACUGUUGAUUGGUCAGAAGGUGUUGAUGAAUUUUCUAUAACAGCAUCCCAGACAGAAGUGUUUGCUGCAAGGCAAAUCACAGGUUUAUAUUAAUGAGUUUGCUCUAAUGCAUUAUUGUUUCUAUAGUAACAAUUUAUACAGCAACUCAUAUGGCAGAUGCUCCACAUAGACAGACAAAAAUGUUGUUGAUAUGGUAAGGUUUUCUGUGAGGAGACAUCAGAUUAACAUUUUUGGACUCCAGUGUCAGUGCUUGUAACAUUCUGAGCUAAACCUGUAACUUUAAACUUUCCGACAUGCUGCAUUUCUUGUCAUAUUAACUGAGAGAGAGAGAGAGAGAGAGAGAGAGAGAGAGAGAGAGAGAGAGAGAGAGA